Sinocyclocheilus grahami is the source of this 1298-nucleotide messenger RNA. Its product is annotated as RAD9, HUS1, RAD1-interacting nuclear orphan protein 1-like. The coding region runs from base 201 to 1064 and encodes 287 amino acids. NCBI's taxonomy places the organism in Eukaryota, Metazoa, Chordata, Actinopteri, Cypriniformes, Cyprinidae. The transcript has 3 exons. Gene Ontology annotation, cellular component: nucleus; chromosome. The record is from RefSeq and is a predicted model, not a curated record. Gene Ontology annotation, biological process: DNA damage checkpoint signaling; recombinational repair; cellular response to ionizing radiation.
GCCACCAAGCCCCGCCUCUUGUGAUAAUCGACUGUUAGGCUAACUAAUCAGUUUGUGUUUCUCUGGGAGGAACUGGAGUGUGUGAACCGAGGAUGAACCUCAGUCAGACGGUUUAUCAGUGUCUUUGUCGAAUUUACAUUUUACAAAAAAUACAAUGCGAUUGAGAAGAAAUACAAAGCGAUGCCAUAUCAUGCCUUCUAAUGCCCCGCAAUUCACAUAAGAAGAGGCUGCUGAACCCGCACAAGUCUCAGCUGUUGUUCGUGGGGGCGCCCAUUAAUGGACCAAAGCAUGAGUAUGGACCACAACUACAGAGUGCCAUUCAUCCCAAGUCAUUUAUAUCAGAGAAACAACUGCAAAGUGGUGCACCAUGUACCUCUUGGGUGUCUCCGCAGUUUAAUUCGCUCGAAAACACAACGGUUAGUCAACGUUGCCGAGGGAGGAGAAAUAACCAGAUGCCUACGAGAAUCUCAGAUAAGGCACCGGAUUUUGGAGCAAAUGGCUGCAAAUAUAUUCCCUUGUCCUUUGAGGCAACCACAGCAGGUUCGCAGCACCAGCGUGAAAACUUUAGUAGUUCUCGGACAAAGAAUGACAGGCUUGUUUCUUCGGACGGCCAUAGCAAGCAGCUUCGAGAAACUCCAAGAAGAACUCGCUUUCCUCGAAAAGGGGUGGAGAGGAGGAUGGCUACACGUGUUAUAUCCACCUCCAGGCGUUCAGAAGUUUCAAAGAACCUUCAGUUCCAUAAAAAUGGAAAUAGAACACCUAAGGAUUCUGUUCACACACCGAACACAAGCUUAUUAGUUCCCGAACCCCCAAAUGUUGAGACGCCAGAAAUGCCACAUUGUUCCAGCACGUCUCCAUCCAAUCUUCAACAUCUCCUCUUCCCUCCAAACCAAGCAAAAACUCCUCUGCGCACUGAGAACACAAAUGUCCCGGUGAAGGACACACCUGAGAAAGACUAUGGACUGAGGGUAACAUGGAGACGGAGGAAAGGACUGAUGAAAUUGUUGAUUGACAGAGGUCAGCUUCUUCCAGCAGAUGCUGGAGUUGCCAGUGAUUGGACUUAAACCAUAAAUUAACAGAUACAGCAAUAAUUUGAUUAGUUUUGUAGCCUUUUCUGUUCAAUACGGAUUUGAUAAGAUUUGGGAAAUUGUGAUCACUUACAACCGAGAAAAUUUAAUAUAUGAACACUUCAGGAGAGAGGAAUUAAAGAUGUCAUUUUGAUGUCCCCAGCCUUACUUAAUGGAAUCACCUUUGCAUUCUGUAGGACAUCAAUAAAUUAUGUACUUAAAUGUAAAAUA